Messenger RNA from Ostrea edulis (European flat oyster), 1349 nucleotides. RefSeq lists its product as uncharacterized. Bases 866 to 1309 code for a protein of 147 amino acids. The transcript has 5 exons. The record is from RefSeq and is a predicted model, not a curated record. Lineage: Eukaryota; Metazoa; Mollusca; Bivalvia; Ostreida; Ostreidae.
UCGGAUCACGUCCUCGUCUUGUCACCCAGCGGCAGUCUCACAGGACGUCAUAACACGAGCAUCACUAAGCCUAACCCCAAGAUACACGUGCGUGCGGCUGAUAUGGAUGAAACCACGUGUGAAUCUCCAAGAAAGAGGACGGAACUAUCGAGCUUUCGGCGAAAGAAGACAUGGCAAUGACUAUGUAACUUCAACUGUGAGUCCUGCAGACCCGGCGAUCCAUGAACUGCCACAGAAAACGAGUGAGUGGACAGGGGUACAUUUAUUGCAGAUUCACGUGACUGCUGUUGAUGGCUCUGUGACGUCACCUCUAUGUGUAUACUUGUGGAUACAUGGAUUUUUUGAGAAAUAAUGACACCCACACUCUACCUGAAGUUAUUGCAGAUAUUUACGGAUCUCGGGACCCUGAAAUAGAAGCGAAGUACCACUACUGUAUGAAAGCAUGUACGGAUGCUGUAUGAAAGCAUGUACGGAUGUGUUUACAAUUGAUGCUGAUUCCAUAUUUAAUGUACCUAAACAACAGCUUCAGGAAUUGAUUGUUGAACUUAGAAAACCAUUCCGAGAAACAGCUUUCGGAAAGUGGAUGAAAAAAUGGAAAAAGUCGUAUAUAAAGUUGGAAAGAAUGAAACAAUUAAAGAUUUUAUUGCAGAUGUUUGUGGAAGUAUCCAUGGCCGAUUACAAGAUUUUUGUGAGCAGUUAUUGUACAUGGUUAGAAGUGACAACACAGACGUGACAGAAGGAAUGUAACAAAAACUCUUCAUGUUGUUUAUCAGGAUCUUUGAUUUAAAAAUAAGGGGACAUGAACACUUUUGGAGCUCAGAUCCAGUGAUAACUAUUGGAAACAAGAAUAUCAUUCCUGUCCCUGAUGCGCUUAUCUACCAACCCGCAAAAGAAAUUGUCAUCAAAAGAGAAAGUACUAGCAGUAGUGAAGGUGAGAAAGAAAUACAGAGAAGCAGAAGAGAGCGUAUCUGAAGGAACAGCGAGAAACACUGAGAAGAUAACUUCUGAUCUAAAUCAUCUCCAUUCGAGCGUGACAGGACAACAUGUUGGUGAGAUGUUAUCGAUACUUCCCAGAUCUGUUUUUGGUAUCAAUGGGAUCUAUGGAAUCAUUGUCCAGGGAACAGAGGUGACGAUUUCUUGCCUGAGUGUUGGAGAAGAGUAUUAUAGAAAUCUGAAGGAAGGAUCCCUACAAAAGCUGUCAUCUGUAGUAAAGUACAGCAGGCCUUAUUACUACCUACACAAAUGUGAAAGAGAAAAUCUUAUCAAGACAUUCGUGGACAUGGGUGCACUGUCAGAUAAUUUACAUUGAUUCAUGUUUUGGUUUUUUAAAUAAAAUAUUGGGACUAUAA